This is a messenger RNA of Chenopodium quinoa (quinoa), 2949 nucleotides long. RefSeq lists its product as uncharacterized. Lineage: Eukaryota; Viridiplantae; Streptophyta; Magnoliopsida; Caryophyllales; Amaranthaceae. Gene Ontology annotation, molecular function: zinc ion binding. The record is from RefSeq and is a predicted model, not a curated record. The transcript is spliced from 6 exons. Bases 1 to 2949 code for a protein of 982 amino acids.
AUGACUUCACAAAAUGUAGUGUUGUUAUGCCGGUGGGGAGGUGAAAUUAUGUGCGAUGGAUCAAAUGUUGAGUACAGUGGAGGGAAUAUGGAACUUAUAACACUUGAACCGAGCAUGACUGUGAAUGAUUUGAUGAAUGAGGUUCACAGUAGUAUCGGCUCAAACCCAAUGAAUGCUGAACUGAACCUUAAAAUGAGGUGUGAGACUGGGCAUGGGGUUCAAGUGUUACCUGUCUCCACAAACAAACAUUUAAAAGCUUUAAGAAGCAUUGUUACAAUGAAGGGUGUUCCCAAUGAGAUAUAUGUAGAAACAGUGCCUAUAUGUACCCAACAAAGUACUUGGGCAGAACAACAUCCUACAUAUGUCUCCGAUUACAACACCGCGUCCUUCCAAGGCCCUUCAAACCACAUUCCAUCGAAUGAAUAUGGGAUGGGAACUUUCAGUCGCUUGCUGCAUGAUGAUCAAUUUCAGAUGCCGUUUAGUCCUCAUAUAGCAUCACCUGCACAUGCGGGGGGCUAUGAUGAGGAUGAUAAUGGGGAGGAGUAUGAUAGGCUUGAUGACAUGGAUCUUGAAGAUGGGCAGAUGGAAAUUGAUGAGCCCUUGGUUAGAACUGCAGUACCCUGGUUUAGUCAGAUAAAUGAGAAUUAUGAAGUUGAUGAGUAUUGGGCCAAUUCAGGGAGUCAUACAUCAUUUGUUCCAGGGGGAGAAUUCGAGAAGGGGAUGUACUUUGACAGUAAGAAAACGCUUCAAGAAAUGGUGAAGAUGUAUUCUAUACAGAGAAAUCAAUUCUACACCACAGUGACCUCAAAUGAGAGUGUCCUUCAUCUGCGUUGCAAGAAGAAAUGUGGAUGGUCUCUAAGGGGUACCAGGACAAGUGAGCACUCGCGUGGCUUCACCAUAGUCACAUACAAAGGCCCGCAUCGGGAGAACUGUGUUACCGAAUUACUAUCUAAUGAUCACCCACACUUGGAUUCGUCCAUAAUAUCUGAGUUUGUGAAGUCCUUUGUGCAGAAAGUCCCGACUCUAAAAGUUGAAUUCAUUCAGGAACUCAUCUCCAAGCAAUUCCAUUUUGAAGUUCCGUAUAAAAGAGCAUGGUAUGCCAAGGACAAAGCCAUCACUCAAAUUUUUGGUGAUUGGGAGAGUUCUUACAGCAGACUUCCUCAGUUCAUGCAAGCACUGCAACAGUCAAACCAGGGAACCGUAGUCAUAUGGAAACACAAAGCUCUAGUGGAGGGUAGGUAUACCAGCAACAUGGAAGUAUUUGAACAAGUGUUUUGGGCAUUUGGUCCUUGUAUCGAUGGUUUCAAACAUUGUAUGCCUGUCAUCUGUAUCGAUGGGACGCACUUGUACGGGAAGUAUAACGGAACACUUUUGGUUGCUACAGGUGUGGAUGGAAACUUCCAAGUAUUUCCACUAGCAUUUGCGUUGGUUGAGGGGGAAAACAUUUCCAGCUGGUCUUGGUUUAUGAGCUGUCUUCGGGAUAGAGUUACGCAACGAGAUGGCUUGUGUGUUAUAUCUGAUCGACAUGCAGGGAUUAUUGCAGCAAUGAAUGAUCCUAACAUUGGAUUCACUCAACCCCGAGCCUACCACAGGUUUUGUGUUCGUCACUUGGCUUCAAACUUGAAAUCUCACGUGCGAAGCACCAUCACGAGAGAUACGUUCAAGGCUGCUGCGUACCAAAGACAAGAAAGAAAACUGCAAGCUGACUUGUUUUCGAUUGGUCAGGCAUGUACGAAAUCUUUACAGUAUAUUGCCCAAGUGUCGUUUCCUACGUGGUCUUUGUUUCACGACGGUGGUCGCAGACAUGGGAUAUGUACAACAAACUUCUCUGAGACAUUUAACAAUGUUUUGAAAGGUGCUCGGUUCAUUCCAGUUAUGUCCCUUGUUGAGUUAACUUUCCACAGAGUUAACAGGUACUUCACCUUAAGAAGAGAAUCUGCUGAGACCAGGGCCGAACAGGGACUUGCAUAUCCCCCAAAAGUCACUGCUAUUUUGGAGAAGAACACAGCAAAAGCAAGAUACCACAAGGUGGAUGCCUAUAACCGUCGGCUGCACAUUUACCAAGUGACGACACAUAGGGGGGAGCGAGUUGGUAGAAAGGGAGGCCAUAGACACACUGUUAACUUCCAGUUGAGAACCUGUACAUGCAACAAACCCCUGAUAUUCCACCUUCCAUGCUCUCAUGUUCUAGCAGUGUGUGCGACUUAUUCACUGUCCGAGAGGCCGUGGGUGGACCCUUUCCUGCAAUCGGAUGCGUAUAUGAACACGUAUGCACCACAGUUCUGGCCUAUUCCAUGUGAGACCACUUGGACGCAGUACAUAGGACCUAGACUCAUCCCGGACGCCAGCAUGGUGGACAUAGCGGAAAUGUUGGGGUGCAGGCACUUGAGGUCCGGCUGGGCAGUCGAUCCACGCGUUCUUCAGUACGUCGACUGGGUUGGCUUUGGUGGUAUUCAUCGCGUGGGCUACAGAGAAAUAGAUCGAGGGCUUAUCACAACAUUAGUUGAGAGAUGGAGGCAAGAGACACACUCCUUCCAUCUUCCUGUGGGGGAGGCGACAGUCACGCUGCGGGACGUCGCGAUACUCACACGCCUUCCCAUCCAUGGGAAUGCGGUGACAGGGGGUGUGCUGUUAGACCACGACUGGGAUGAGAUCCAUGGAUACAGUUGGGGUAGUGCUUGUUUGGCGGUCUUGUAUCGCCAUCUGUGUAGAGCAUCACAGCGUGGAGCACAGCUAAUUGGAGGUCCUUUGGUUGUGCUACAGCUAUGGGCUUGGGAGCACAUCCAUGUAGGGAGACCAGGUAGGCCUGUUGUACACCGUCCAGGGCAGCUGGACCAGGACGAUCAGUACGCAGCAUACGAUGCUCCCCCGCUCCCUGAACCCGAUCAGGUGGGUGGUUCCCAGACUAACACAUGCGCAUACAGCGAGAGGUCUUCUCUACUACCGUGA